Messenger RNA from Suricata suricatta (meerkat), 3928 nucleotides. It is a transcript of the gene TBKBP1, whose product is annotated as TBK1 binding protein 1. Bases 970 to 2466 code for a protein of 498 amino acids. NCBI's taxonomy places the organism in Eukaryota, Metazoa, Chordata, Mammalia, Carnivora, Herpestidae. Gene Ontology annotation, biological process: canonical NF-kappaB signal transduction. The transcript is spliced from 11 exons. The record is from RefSeq and is a predicted model, not a curated record. Gene Ontology annotation, cellular component: cytoplasm.
GAAGGGGUUAAAGGUGGGGCCAGCCCUACAAACACGCGCACACACUCCUUACUCAGACCCGGUCACACGCGUUUCCCUGGCCCUUGGGGGGGGGCGGACUGGGGGGCCUGGGGCCCGGGCCUGAGCCUCUUCGCUCCAGGCUCCUACUGCCCGGCUUUGGGAGGUCGCGGACCCCACCGUCUCAGCUCACACCUUACGCCGAGCCCCCUCUCCUACGCGCACACACGCUCCGGGGCGCGCGCGCACACACCUCGGACAUUCCCAUAGUGCCUCACGUGACACACGGCCCCGAACGUGCCCACCCUUCACACACGCUCACGCACGCGUGCACACACGCGCACACACAAACACACACGGCUUCCUGGCCACUUCCCAACUCCAUUCCCGACCCUCAGCCACCCCCAGCGCAGCCCUGCGAAGGCACUCAUUGACUAUGACACACCUACACUCAUUCACAGACACACACACUCCCCCCCACACAUGCCAACCACAGACACACAUUCAUAAACAGGGCCAGAAGUACACACGCACCCCCUCGCGCGUACUCUUUCAGAGCCCUGAGUCAUUCCUGCCCCCUCUCAGGGCUCCUCAUUUUCCUGUGUGCAGGCACAUUGGCGGGCUAGGAAUUCUUCGGUGGAUCUUCUCCAGGGCCCCCUCCCACCCCUCUGUGUGUUCCCUCUGCCGCUGUGGGAGGACUUCCUGUGGGUCCCAGGUCAGGGGCAGGGAGGGCCUGGAGGGUUGCCACAACCCUGGUCUGAGUGGGGGAGGCACUUCCUUUUCCUGAACUCUGGGAUCCUGCAGGAAGAAGCUGGGAAGUUGGGCGGGGGCCCCACAGAGGACGUGCUGACAGUGGUGGGGCUGACUCUCAGAAGCACUGGGCCUUAGUGAGGAGCCAGGGCUGCCAGAGGCCUGGGAUGAGGACCGUGGCAGAGAGGAGGCCCAGUGGGGGCCGCGGCCCGGGCCCUUGCCAUGGAGUCCAUGUUUGAAGAUGACAUCAGCAUCCUGACCCAGGAGGCACUGGGGCCCAGUGAGGUGUGGCUGGAUGCCCCAGGAGACCCCUCGCUGGGAGGGGACAUGUGCUCCGCCUCCCACUUUGCUCUCAUCACAGCUUAUGGGGACAUCAAGGAGCGGCUGGGGGGCUUGGAGAGGGAGAAUGCCACCCUCCGCCGGCGUCUCAAAGUCUACGAGAUCAAGUACCCGCUGAUCAAUGACUUUGGAGAGGAGCAUGGCUUCUCUCUGUAUGAAAUCAAGGAUGGCUCCCUGCUGGAGAUGGAGAAGGUCAGCCUGCAGCAACGGCUCAACCAGUUCCAGCAUGAGUUGCAGAAGAAUAAGGAGCAGGAAGAACAGCUUGGGGAGAUGAUCCAGGCUUAUGAGAAACUUUGCGUGGAGAAGAGCGACCUGGAGACAGAGCUGGGGGAGAUGCGGGCCCUGGUGGAGACCCACUUGCGGCAAAUCUGUGGCUUGGAACAGCAGCUGCGGCAGCAGCAAGGCCUCCGGGAUGCAGCCUUCCCCAGCCCGAGCCCCCCACCUGCCCCUGCCCCACCUUGUACUGAUCUGGACCUGCACUACUUGGCACUGAGAGGGGGAUCUGGCUUGAGUCACGGCUGGCCGGGCCCCACACCCAGUGUGAGUGAGCUGGAGAGGAGGCGUUUGGAAGAGGCUCUGGAGGCUGCCCAGGGCGAGGCCCGGGGGGCUCAGCUUCGGGAGGAGCAGCUCCAGGCUGAGUGCGAGCGGCUGCAGGGAGAGCUGAAGCAGCUGCAGGAGAGCCGGGCCCAGGAUCUCGCCUCCAACCAGUCAGAGCGGGACAUGGCGUGGGUGAAAAGAGUCGGGGACGAUCAGGUGAAUUUGGCACUGGCUUACACGGAGCUGACAGAGGAGCUGGGCCGGCUUCGGGAGUUGAGUUCCCUGCAGGGGAGGAUCUUGAGGACUCUGCUGCAGGAGCAGGCCCGGAGUGGCGGCCAGAGGCACUCGCCUCUGUCGCAGCGCCACUCCCCGGCCCCCCAGUGCCCCUCACCGUCCCCGCCCGCCCGAGCGGCACCCCCGUGUCCCCCCUGCCAGUCCCCCGCGGCCACGCUGCCCAAGCCGCGCGCCUACGGCAGCGAGCUCUACGGGCCCGGCCGGCCGCUCAGCCCGCGGCGCGCCUUCGAGGGCAUCCGGCUGCGCUUCGAGAAGCAGCCGUCGGAGGAGGAGGAGUGGGCCGUGCCCACCAGCCCUCCCAGCCCCGAGGCGGGCACCAUCCGCUGCGCCUCAUUCUGCGCGGGCUUCCCCAUCCCAGAGUCGCCCGCCGCCACCGCCUACACCCACGCCGAGCACGCGCAGUCCUGGCCGUCCAUCAACCUGCUGAUGGAGACGGUGGGCUCUGAUAUCCGCAGCUGCCCCCUCUGCCAGCUAGGUUUCCCUGUUGGGUACCCGGAUGAUGCCCUCAUCAAACACAUUGACUCCCACCUGGAGAACAGCAAGAUCUAGGGUGCCUCCCCCACCCACUGGCUGUUUCUCCGUCUUCUCUCACCCCCCCCCCCCAAACACUCACUCACUUUGAAUGCUGCAUGAAUCUCGUGGGGGGCCCAUGCCCCUUGCGACCCCCAGAUACCUCCACUAGCUACCAAGUCAACGUGCGCCGUCUUCCCUGGUCCAGGCACUACUCAGCCCUGGCUCUUCCUGGAAGGCCAGCCGAGGCUCCCCCCAGCUCCCUGGUUUCCACUGGGGAGGUGGGGAUCUGGGCUGAGAUGGGGAGGGCGUACCCACCCAGCCUCUUCCUCUGCCUUUCUGUUCUCAGACAGGGUUGGAUCCACGGUGUCUAGUGCUUGGGCCUGGGGGAGGGGGAGGGGGUCAGAGGGCCCUGGGAGCUUCCCUAGCCACUCCCCAGAUGUCCCUCUUUCUCAGGCUGUGCUCUGUCCAGGGAGCACCUCCUUGUGAGGUCCCAGAGCCUGCCUUGCACAUCGAUGCCAGGUCCUCCAUCCUUUGGCCAGCUCGGGGCUCUUGGCAAGCGCCCCCUCUCCUUGGGGGAAGGUGGCAUCUUGUUUCUUGCCAUUCCCUGCAGGCUGGUCUCGUUCUCCUCUGCUCCCCUGGGGAUAAGGAGGGUGGGAGAGGAGAGGGAGGACCCUGGAGAACUGGAGGGAUUCAGCCUAAAGAGGCUGCCCUGAGGGCGGGGCUGGGGGCCUGGGGACAUCCUGCAACUUGACCCUCAGGCCAGGGGAGUAUCUGUGCUAGCCUCCCAGGCCCUCCACCCCACAUCCCCCCCUGGAGCCCCUAGUACCAAGACACAGAUUGUUAUGACAGAUGUUCCCCUUCACCCUUACCCCACUCGAGUCCCUGACACCACAGGUGCCCUGGAGCCCGUUGUGUGACUCGGCCUCUGGUAGCUGGGUGGGUGUCAUCAGCCCUGCCUCCCAGGCCAGAACCUGUGGAUGGGCCCAGGGUGCUGUUGGAGAUCAACUUCAAAAGAGCUAACCCCCUUCCCACACCCCGGCGACCCACAUUCCCUCUGUGAAAUCUACCUCAGAGUCGCACCCUCAGAAGGAUGGGUAAGCAGGAGGCCGGGGGGCCCCCAGGGCUGAGGUGGGGGGGCUUCCUAUGGCAAGAGCCUGCUGCCCCACGAUGAAUCCAACCCCUCCCCCACUGCGAGCCUCUCCCUGGUCUCAGCCCCGGGUUGGUGGCAGUGGGCGCUACUGUCAGUGCAUGUACCAUUCUGAUCCAACACUUCCAGGCACCCCCCGCCUCCUCACACCCCUCCCCUCCUCCUCAGUGCAGGGGAGUGAAGAGGUGUGCCAGGCAGGAAGGGGCCAAGGACUCCAGAGACACGUGGCAUUGUACCUCGAGUGUUCCCCCAGGGAGGGGACACAGGAAGGGGCCUGGAGACGGGAGGUGGGGGCCCCUGAGCUCUCUGAACACGUUUAAAGUCCAAAUAAAACUUACCUGUUCCAUCUGC